Molecule: messenger RNA, 2659 nt
Organism: Mercenaria mercenaria
Lineage: Eukaryota; Metazoa; Mollusca; Bivalvia; Venerida; Veneridae
Product: transcriptional regulator Myc-A-like
Exons: 3
Coding region: 119-1414 (431 amino acids)
Biological process (GO): regulation of transcription by RNA polymerase II
Molecular function (GO): RNA polymerase II cis-regulatory region sequence-specific DNA binding; DNA-binding transcription factor activity, RNA polymerase II-specific; protein dimerization activity
Source: RefSeq, a predicted model, not a curated record
CGCAUGAAUACUAAUGUAUUCACAACUUAGAUGUACAUAGCAAUCGUGUCUCGGUGUAUCGUUGCACUUCGGCAGUAGUUGUGAACUUGUACAACUCGUGGAAUUACUUUGGUUAUCUAUGGGAAUUAAAAAUAUACCGUGUUAUGUAGUAGCAGAUCUGCAAGCAAUUAGAAAAAAUAACAUAAAUCCUAAAAUGAAUUUGUUACAAGAAGUAUCAGAAACUCCUGCUACUUGCCUGUCAGAGGAAGAAUUGUACACAUCUCCAACAACAAUGAGUGAAGAUAUUUGGAAAAAAUUUGACUUGCCGACGCCGCCACUGUCUCCUAGACAUGAAAGUGACAAUGACUUUGAUAUUGAAAAUAUAACAAUGCCAUUUGACAUUGAUACUGAAGAUCUCCUUCUAUUUGAUGAUGACAUUGCAAAUGAGAUGCUGAAAGAAGUCAUUUCAACAUUUCCAGAGUCUCCGCCAGGUCCAGACAUAGAGUCAAAUCUUCAGUCAAAUUUGAUCCAGGACAUUAUGUGGUCAGCUCCAGCUAAGUCUGUGGAACUAAGUAAAUCUACUCCAAAAGACCAGAAGCAUAGAUUGAGAUGCAAUUCAUGCUCAAACCCAGCAUUCAAUACAGCUUGUGUAGCGCCUGAUGAGGUGUUCCCACUUGAGACAACUCAAACUCCAGCCACCAACCUGGGAGGGGUUAUGUCACAAACCAGGGUACAUAACCUUGGUAUAGAGACACCCUCAGAUUCUGAAGAAGAAAUAGAUGUUGUAACAGUGGAGAAACAACUACAGGUGACUGUUCCUAGUAAAAGGAAAUACAGAUCAGAUGAAGAAUGCAGCCCUAACAGUGAGCAAAAUCGUGGAACUAAAACUGUUACAUUGACUAUAGGACCGAAACCUGGAUUUACUACACAGACUCUAACAAAGUGUACUUCAGUUAGACCUAGAGUAGACUGUCCAACAGAUGUUCAUAAUUACAGUUUACCAGUGACUUCUUUGAAACGAGUGCAUUCAUAUCCAAGUUCACCUAUCACACAUAAAAGUAAAAAACUGAAAAGGGAUAUAAGUAUACCUUCAGACUUGAGAAAAGUUGCACAAAAACUGAAAUCUUCCAUGGGAAGUUGUAGUCGGAACUCUAGUGAUUCUGAGGAAAUGUGUGAAAGUGGUAAACGGACUCAACAUAAUGUUCUUGAACGUAAACGUAGAACUGACUUGAAAAACAGUUUCUUUCACCUUAGAGACUCUGUCCCUGAGCUUGAGGGGCAAGAACGUGCACCGAAAGUUGUUAUUCUCAGGAAAGCAUCACAGUAUAUAAAUAGACUCAUUGAGGAGCAAAAACGGCAGGAAAGAGAAACAGAACAGUUGAAAAUAAAGAAAGAAAAGCUAAAGCGACAUUUAGCAAAACUGCGAGAGUAUUGAGUACAUAUGAAAUAAAGAAAUGGAUUAUAUGAUAGUACUAUGAAAUAUGACAGCAUGAAAUAUACUACAAAGUAUGUGAUUGAUUUAAGAUCAACUUGUUACAUACAUAACAUUGUGGAUAAUUUACAGAAAAUAAUUUGUUCAUAGUUAGGCAUUAAUCGAGUAAAUUUACACCAGUUUGAUAGGGCCGAAUGAUACUGCUAGCAAGCUGUGUUCAUAUAUGUGUUCAGUGACAUUCUUUCAUUAUAUCACUGCCUUUAAUGUAAACACUGGCAUUCAUCAUUUCAGUAGUUCUGUAUUACAUACAUAUUAUAUUCAUUGAGGCUGUAGAAAACAAACAAAAGUCUCAGCCUUAAGACAUUUUCUGUUCAGAGUGUAGAGACAGUUCAGGAAAGAAAAUGAUUGUUUUUAAGUUGCUUUACACAAUUUUUGUUGGGGCAAAUGGUAGUUUUAUUGAUUUCGUUUGCUUGACUAAAUGGGUGAUAUUAUUAUUGCAUUUUUGUAUGAAUAGUGUUUGACUGUUAAUCUUUAUUAAGUUCUAUUUCUACAGUGUUUAUGUACUAUUUUCGCUUUAAAGACUUUGUAUAUUUUGAUGUUUUCAAUUUUUGGAAUUCAAUGUCCAACCAAAUCUUGAUGUAAUUGGUAGAUGCUAAAACUUUCUGUCAUACCAUCCCAGUUAAGUAUGUAAAUAUUGUUCUUUGAUAGUGUUAAAGUUUGCUAUAAAGAAUUUAUUUAAGAUUUUUUUCUGGUUAUAAAAGUUGAAUGGAAAUAACUGAGGUUUUUAAUGAAUGUUUAUAAUUAAUCAAUGUUUUUAAACAACCUGGUUGAAUGAAAUGUUUUUGCUUUAACAAAAUGUAAAAAGAAUCGUACUCUUGGUUUAAUUAUCCUAUGUACAAAGUUUUGGUUGAAGUUUUUGUUAGUUACUUUUUACAAAGUAGUUUGCUUUUUGUAAUAACUUUCUAAUCUGAUUUACAGCAGUCUGCAAGCAGCAGUUCUUUUAUUCUUUGACAAACAGAUUUCUUGAAAAAAUUAAUGCAAGAAUUGCUUCUUUCAAUGUAAAAUAUAUGGAAUACAGUUAUAAGAAAUGAAAAUUUGAGAUCUUUUUCACUUAGUUUCGAAAUAUUCUUGCAUUAAUUUUAGAAAUUGCAUUUUUGUUUGUUAGCGAUGUUUUGGCGACUUUUACAAAAAAUAAUACAAGAAAACUCAUGGUUAAAGGAAACAAAUAAAAUGAGUCUGUACAAGCUA